Owenia fusiformis is the source of this 1582-nucleotide messenger RNA. The record is from the annotation of a GenBank genome assembly. NCBI's taxonomy places the organism in Eukaryota, Metazoa, Annelida, Polychaeta, Sabellida, Oweniidae.
UUUUGGCGACGUUUCCCCUUAUUCACUACAGCAACAUGACAACAUCCGGUUUGCAGGUGCUCUGAAUAAAUUCUGAAAAUGUUCUGAAUUACAGUUUAUAAAAGGGUUACAAGAUGUCGACAGUGGUGCUUAGGAAGACAAAAGAUCCUUUAGAAUUAUUAGAGAGAGCUCUAAACAAAACUACACUCACUACUCAGAGGGCUCGACAUGGUCAUAUCAUUGAUAUUGGCAAUGAUGUUGAGAAACAUGUGACAGACACACAACAGUCUCGUUUACAAUGUGCUGUCAACUUAGCUGUACAAGAAGCAGAAGAAAGGGCUGCAAGGGAAAUGCAUGCAGCUUUACGCAGAAUGAGACAUAACAUGAAUGAUGAAAAGAGGCGAGCAUUGGAUAAGCAAAAGCAUUAUUAUGAGACAAUGGCUGAUAGACUGGCAAAACAAAGGGAUGCUUUAGAAGAAGAAAAACUUAAAGAAAGAACCAAACUACUCCAGCAUGACAAAGAAAUGUCAAUGAGGAAACAAUGGGAGGAAUGUCAGAGAAUCAAACAGUUAGCAGUUACAGAAGCAUGUGAAAAUUUGUCUCGCAAAAUGCGUAAUGAAUUUGCAUUUGAAAAAGAGACAGCAAUAGCAGAAGCAUUAGGCCAAGCCAGGGAUAAUUUCCAAGAUCGUCAAAGGGAGGCAAUAGAACGCACCAAACGAGAAUGUGAUAGAAUAGCUGCAGAUGAACGUGCCAAAUUAGAAAAACAACACAGAACUGAAAUUGACAUGCUCAAUCAGAAAUACAAAAGUCUGCAGCAGAAAUAUUUCAAAGAUGUUCAGUAUAUCCAAAAGAUUGAAGGAGACUUUAAGAACCUGCAAGAAGACUACAAGAGAUUUCUUGAUUACACAGAUGGCCAGUUCCAUUCUGACUACCUCAUGGUGCUACGUGACCAUGGCCAGAGAAUAGACACUAAGAAGCAAGCCAUGGCAAUACACGAGAAUGUAAAAAGUCUCAAUUUAAGAAAAUAGCCUGAUACAUGUUAUUAUGCUAUAAUUUAAAUUAUGAGUAACCUUUAUCUGAUUUUGUCAAAAUACCUCAACAUUUCAUAUUUUUACAGAUAUUGCUAAUAUAUUUUCAACAUGGUGACAUUUUUAGUUCUCAACAUGGCGUGGCAACCAGUUGCACUUAUGCUGGGGAGAUCACUUAAAAUGUUUUCUCUCAGAUAUUUGAAUUUCACAAAAUGAUUGUCUGGUAACCUCAAGAUUUAAUGAUUUUUUGAAUAGAUUAUAAUAAUUGAAAAGGAAUAUGCAUUUCAAUUUUGAUAAUAUCUUACUCGGGCACACAUUUUAGACAAAAUGUUAAUGAUCAAUUUACAGAAUGCAAUACAGAAGAACACAAGUAUGUGAACACAAUAUUUAGGGAUGUUCAUUAAUUCAAAAUUGAUAAAGUGAACACUAAUGUACUAUAGCUAGCCACUGUAGCAUUCACCUUAUGGAAGUUAUUGUAAUUACCAAAACAUUGUUAUCUUGUCUGUACCAGUUCUAGUCAAUUUGUCAGCUGAAUGGAUGUCAAUCUUUCCCUUAGUAUGAGUAUACCUCCAGUU